Molecule: messenger RNA, 682 nt
Organism: Rhineura floridana
Lineage: Eukaryota; Metazoa; Chordata; Lepidosauria; Squamata; Rhineuridae
Gene: ATP5PD
Product: ATP synthase peripheral stalk subunit d
Exons: 6
Coding region: 114-599 (161 amino acids)
Biological process (GO): proton motive force-driven ATP synthesis
Molecular function (GO): proton transmembrane transporter activity
Source: RefSeq, a predicted model, not a curated record
CCGGGAAUAUUAGUCCUGAUUGGUCAUGAUGAUGACUUUCCGGCCCCAUUUCCGUGAGCACGUUUCCGGCGACAUCCGGAUUGCGGGGUGAAGGGUUGCUGAAGAAAGUAACAAUGGCUGGCCGCAGAGUUACUCUGAAAGCAAUAGACUGGAUGGCAUUUGCUGAGCGAGUGCCUCCUAAUCAGAAACCUAUGUUUAACGCCCUGAAAACACGCAGUGAUGCUCUGUCAGCUAAGCUUACUUCUUUGCCAGAGACUCCCUCGGCCAUAGACUGGGCUUUUUACAAGGCUUCAGUUGCCAAAGCUGGCAUGGUAGAUGAAUUUGAGAAAAAGUUCAAGGCACUCAAGGUUCCUGAGCCAGUGGAUACCCAAACAGCUAAAAUAGAUGUCCAAGAAAAAGAGGCUAACAAGAGUGCUGCUGCCUAUAUACAAGCCUCUAAAGAACGUGUUGUUGAGUAUGAGAAAGAGCUUCAGAAGCUUAAAAACAUGAUUCCUUUUGACCAGAUGACAAUAGAUGAUUAUUACGAGGCAUUUCCUGAAUGCAGGCCGGACAAAGAAAAAUACCCAUAUUGGCCCCACAGGCCUAUUUCUGAAUGGUAAAAGCUAGCUGUCUGGAAGAACUUUGCAGCAUCCAUGAACUCUAAAAUCUCUAGGAGUCUGUUAAAUAAAGUAAUUGUAUUGGA